AUGUUUCCUGUAGAGACAGAGAGAGAGAGAGAGAGAGAGAGAGAGAGGUUUAGACUUUGCAGGUGUCACCGUCUCUUCCUCCGUUUUACAGAAAAUCUUCAUCCGUCAAUUCAUCAGUCUGUGAUGGAGGAGGAGAGAGAAGACAGAGGAGGAGGAGGAGGAGGAGGAGGAGGAGAAGGAGGAGGAGGAUACCACCGGGCAGCCAAGCGGCUUCGGACGGAAGAGGAGGCCGGCGGAGAGGAGCUGGAGGACGGGGAGGAGGACUCCGCCGGAGAGGAGGCAGCGGGGAGCAGCGGUACCACCGACAACAGGAGCCGGAGGAGCGGAGGGAAGGACGGUGUGGACGACAGUCACCGCAUCUCCCCGUCUCCGGUCGUCCACGUCCGAGGGCUCUGUGACGCCGUGGUGGAGGCCGAUCUGGUGGAGGCGCUCGACAAGUUCGGCAACAUCUGCUACGUGAUGAUGAUGCCGUUUAAGCGUCAGGCUCUGGUGGAGUUCGACAGCGUGGAGAACGCCGAGCGCUGCGUGUCGUGCGGAAACCGGGAGGUGGUCUGCAUCGCUGAGCAGCAGGCCUUCUUCAACUUCUCCACCAGCCAGAGAAUCACCAGACCCACCAACGCAGACGACCCCAACAGCGGAAACAAAGUUCUGCUGCUGUCCAUCCAGAACCCGCUGUACCCCGUCACCACCGAUGUUCUGUACACCGUCUGUAACCCCAUCGUUAACGUCCUGCGCAUCGUCAUCUUCAAACGCAACGGCAUCCAGGCCAUGGUGGAAUUUGAGUCAGUGGAGGACGCUCAGAAGGCCAAACUGGCUCUGAACGGAGCCGACAUCUACGCCGGCUGUUGCACGCUCAAGAUCGAAUACGCUCGGCCCAACAGACUGAACGUCGUCCGCAAUGACAACAGCAGCUGGGAUUACACCAAACCCUUCCUCCUGCAGCGAGAGCGGGGAAAGGGGAGGCAGCGUCAGGCCAUCCUAGGAGAGCAUCCAUCCAACGGCUACGGCCCACACUGUCCCCUGCUGCCUCUGCCUGCCAACAGCAGGUACAGGAGGAGCAGCGAGGAGGUGCAGGACAUGAUCUCCUACCCGCCGCUCCACCAUAAGACGUCCUCCUCCUCCUACUACCUGGGCCACGCCGCCUCCAGCUCAGUCGCCAUGGUGAGCGGCCUCCAUCCCGCUAAAAUGAACUGCAGCCGCAUCUUCAACCUCUUCUGUCUCUACGGCAACGUGGAGAAGGUGAAGUUCAUGAAGAGCGUUCCCGGCACGGCGUUGGUGGAGAUGGGCGAUGAGUACGCCGUGGACCGAGCCGUGACUCACCUCAACAGCAUCAAGGUGUUUGGCAAGAAACUCAACGUGUGUGUGUCCAAGCAGCAUGCGGUGAUUCCCAGUCAGGUGUUUGAGCUGGCCGACGGCAGCAGCAGCUACCAGGACUUCAGUCUGACCAGAAACAACCGCUUCAGCAGCUCACAGAGCAGCAGGAACAUCAUCCAGCCACCCGCCACUGUCCUGCACUUCUACAACGCCCCGCCCACCCUGACCCAACAUCAGCUGCACAAGCUCUGUACUGAACACAACGUUCCCGCCUUCACCAAGUUCAAGAUCUUCGAUGCCAAACCCAGCUCUAAGACUCUGUCUGGUCUGAUGGAAUUUGAAAAUAAAACUGAAGCUGUGGAGGCUCUGACCGUCCUCAACCACCACCAGAUCAGAAUACCAAACAGCUCCAACCCCUUCACCCUGAAACUCUGCUUCUCCACCUCCUCCCAUCUGUGAACCAGAAACAAGAUGGCCGCCACAGUCGCCAAAAUUCCUUCAGGACGAACCAGAGAGGAAGUUUUGUUCUUUACAAAAAGACAAAAAGUGAUGGACAGAAGAUUGGAGCUUCUCCUGUGAAGUAUUUGAAUGGAAGAGUUUUGUUUGUUUCUUGUUUAUUUUGAGCAGGAAGUGAUGGAGUCGUGAUGAAGAAGAAAGCACCUUAAUGACUAAAUAACUAAAUGAGCAACGGCCUCUUGUAGAAACAUGAAUACUAUCAGCCUUCUGAGAGGAAAUCUUCUGCUCUGGUUUCAUUAUGCUUCGAUUAAAUCAAUAAAUUACUGUAUCCUCCACAAAAAGCCCUUUCAUAUCCUGAAGAUAGCUCAAACGGUAUCAGCUGACACUAUAUAAAGAAGUGGAACAGCUUUUUGGAAAGCGAUGUAUUUGUUGUAGCAGGAUGUUGAACAAAACUCAGGGAGGAAUCUCUAAACAAGUGUAAAUCAAUCAGAUAAAAGAGAGACGUGACAAUCAUAAAAUACUUUUAUCAUGUUUUACAUGUCAUUUUGGUUUGACAUUGUUUGGGUUUUAUUUUGUGUUUAUUUAAUUAAAUUGAAGGUUAUUUUAUUAGGUUUUGCAGUUGAAUGUGUGUGUGAAUCAAUCAGAUAUCAGAGAGAUAUGUGACAAUAUCUUUUAAUAUGUUAUUUUGGUUUGGCAUAGUUUGGGUUUUGUGUACUUUUUUUAUUGAAUUUAAAGUUAUUUUAUUUUAUUAACUUUGUUUUCCAGUUAAUGGUAAAUCAGUUUAUGUUAUGACAAAAAGAGCUCAACGAUUAUUUGCUUUAUUUGUUAGAUUGAUUGAUUUUAACUUUAAUUUGUAUGUAUUUUUAAAUAGUAAAGGCGAAAGGAUCAGAGUGUUUCAAACUUUCUGUUUUUCCUUUUUAAGAAGAGAAGGUUGAUUGUUUACUGAGGAACUGAUGAAUAUUAUCAUUGCUUUUAGUUUCCUCUAUUGUUAUCAGUGGAGACGUGAAUUCACAUUAAAGCACAACAUUAUUAAUUGAAUCCAUGUUUACAGAAAAAAUACAUUUUGAGGAUAAACUCCUGUUUUCAUUUGUGACUAUUUAAGAAAAGAAUACUUUGUGUUUGUGUACUUAUUCAAUAAAUAUGAUUCUCAUGUGGAUGCAGAAAUGGAAAA
This is a messenger RNA of Cottoperca gobio, 2941 nucleotides long. RefSeq names its product heterogeneous nuclear ribonucleoprotein L like (gene hnrnpll). Gene Ontology annotation, cellular component: nucleus. Gene Ontology annotation, biological process: mRNA processing. The transcript has 14 exons. The record is from RefSeq and is a predicted model, not a curated record. Gene Ontology annotation, molecular function: RNA binding. NCBI's taxonomy places the organism in Eukaryota, Metazoa, Chordata, Actinopteri, Perciformes, Bovichtidae. Bases 1 to 1773 code for a protein of 590 amino acids.